Lingula anatina is the source of this 2296-nucleotide messenger RNA. RefSeq lists its product as uncharacterized. Gene Ontology annotation, cellular component: centrosome. NCBI's taxonomy places the organism in Eukaryota, Metazoa, Brachiopoda, Lingulata, Lingulida, Lingulidae. The record is from RefSeq and is a predicted model, not a curated record.
UCUUAUUGUGUUACGUGUUUGCUUAUAAUGAUUGUAAUUAAAGUUUGUUAAUUGACAAUUGGUAUAUAACGGAAUAAAAUCCACAUCAAUACAGAUGUGAGUGUUUUUUGUUGUCGUAAAACGUAAGUACUAAUUUACGAUAUACCGUAUCGCGGUCGGUUUGAAAAUAUACAAAAUGUUGCAGCGGAAUGUAAACAGUAACAUGAAAGGUUUAAAAUUACACGAUUCCAAUCAAUUUGGACAACGAUCGAAAGAAAUACGGGCAGUUGGAGCGUGGGUUCAACCAGAGACAGCAUAUUAUGGACAUCACUCUGAAGCCGUGGUUUCUGCAGAGGUCGAACAACACAGGAUGGAGAGGAAACUUCGAGAAAAGGAAGAAAGACUACGCAGGUUCCAGAGUGAUGUCCGUAACAGAGUACGGACUCUGAACAAAUUGAAAAGACAACAACAGUUGGAGAAAUCAUCAGUGGCUGUGGAGCUGGAGAGUGACAUUGUUAAACAGAGCACAUUUGCAGCAGAGCGUCACACACCCAGAAAAGACAGGUGUUCUGUGAGAGAUGAGGGACACCUGAGGAUUAACAUGAAGCCAGCACUGUCCACACAAGGUGGAGUGAUCAGGACCCCAGGGGCGGGAGGAGAUGCUUUUGAAGAGCAGCUCCACCAGGUCCACAAGUACAACAGACAGGCCAGGAGACAGCUCUGCUCUAGGAAGGUGAUCACGGAGCAGUUUGUACCCGAUGACCUCCCUGGAGGAGUGUGGAAGGUGUCCUCUACUCUGGAUCACCCAGCCACAAGAAGUACUAUACCACCUGAAGUAUUUGACAUAGAGGAAGACGAGGAUGAGUUUGUGGAGUAUGGGGAAAUACCAGAGCCAGAUAGAGCGCUGUCCCCAGACCCCCUGCGUGGUAAGCUGGUACGCUUUGAUCUUCAACAGCCAACAGAAGAAACUAGGAAAGACAGAAUAGGUAGAAAAAGUGUAACACAGAUCUCAGGCAGCGACAUCCACAGAAAUGUCCCCAAUAUUUACCCCGGGGUUUUGUCCGAGGAGGACAAGAAGAGAGCAGUGACACAGAGAGCCAUGUACAGGAGGCUCUUCAUGGACAUAGAGAGGGAGCAAGUGAAGGAAAAUCUCAGGAGGAAAGAACACAGGGUUAAAAUAGCAAAGUUAAAGAAAGAGAAAGAAGAAAGUCGACGAAGAGAGGAGAAUAGGUCUUACUACCUCAUAGAGCCCAAAGAUCCAGUCACAGGUGAGACACAAGAGGAAGCCUUCAGGAGAGAGGUGGAGAUGGAGAGACAAGCCCAGGAAGCACUGGAACACAUCAGCAGACACAAACAGAAACAGAGAGAAAUGAACAGAUACCUGGAAGCAUUGAAACGCAGUAUAAAGGAGAAGAUAGAGAGGCGUGGCAUUGUUCUCCCUCCACUGUGUUGCUGUGGAGAGACUGUGUGGGACACUCACCCAGACACCUGUGCUAACAACUGUGUGUUCUACAAAAACCCAAAAGCAUAUGCCAAGGCGUUGCAGUCGCUCCUGGUGUCAUGUGACGUGGUAUUAUAACAGCAGCCAAUCAGUGAAGGUCUUUGUGGUGAUACCAAGAGAUAACAGUCUGUGCCUAAGACUUUGAAGCCUAUUAGCCUGUAGGACAUCAGGAUCAGGGUAUAGAAAUCCACUGACUCAAACCAGAAGCAGAACCAGUGGCCAGAAACUGCACAAAUCUACUGAGUUUGACUGACUCAGCUGCAGUUUUACACGCAUAUGGCCUGGGGGCUGUAGGUUAAUGUUGCAUGCUGAAAUGGCAGUCUUCAAUGAGCAAAUCUGACUUGUUUCUGCUUAUGAAUUUAGGAGCAGUGUUGCAUUUACUCGUGGCUCAGGACAGAGUCAGUUUGUGUCAUGCCAGGACAUCUGUUUGGUACAAACAGCUGUGAGAACAAUUAGUUGACCACAAGGCAAGACAUACUUGGCCGUUUUCACAAUCAAGUGGUCAAGAGAAUAUUUGAUUGACCACAAGGCAAGCAUACUUGGUUGUUUUCACAAUCAAGAGAAUAUUUUGUUGACCACAAGGCAAGAUUUACCUAGCUGUUUUCUCAAUCAAGCGGUCUACUGAUACAUUUUCAUGUAUAGAAAAUUUAUACAUAGAUGGCUUAUAUGUAAAAGAGUCAGCUAAACUAACAAAAUCAUCCAGCCAGACAUAUUUGUGUGACAGAUAGCAUAGUCAUUACAGAAGUGAGGCACUGACUUGUAAAACAUUCAGAUGAGCAGCAAAUGUGAUCCGUCUUGGCACCAGCUUUUUUUUUU